Aspergillus ruber CBS 135680 is the source of this 329-nucleotide messenger RNA. RefSeq lists its product as uncharacterized. The record is from RefSeq and is a predicted model, not a curated record. Lineage: Eukaryota; Fungi; Ascomycota; Eurotiomycetes; Eurotiales; Aspergillaceae. The coding region runs from base 14 to 277 and encodes 87 amino acids. The transcript is spliced from 4 exons.
GCACAUUAACAAAAUGACCAAAGACCUCACCUUCGACAUCCGCUACGACAACGAACUCGCCUACGACUACUACGGCGACGGCAAGAAACUCGCCGACAAUCUCCGAGACGUCUACCAUGACAAAAACCUAACCUUCCCCAAUGACUUCGAGUCUACUACGACGAUCCCGCCGAUUCAUUUUAUGGGGGUCACCGCGCCAGAUGACGUGGAUAUAGACGAACUUAAGAACGUUGAAAUUCCGGGGUUAGCGGUUGAUAUUUUGGAUUUUAAGAUGUAAAUGUAACAAAACAGUUUGUAGCUAAUACCGAGGUGUGAAAUUUGUGCACGGC